Onychomys torridus (southern grasshopper mouse) is the source of this 219-nucleotide messenger RNA. RefSeq names its product keratin-associated protein 19-5-like. The transcript has a single exon. The record is from RefSeq and is a predicted model, not a curated record. Lineage: Eukaryota; Metazoa; Chordata; Mammalia; Rodentia; Cricetidae. The coding region runs from base 1 to 219 and encodes 72 amino acids.
AUGAGUUACUACAAUGGCUACUACAGAGGCCUGGGCUAUGGCUAUGGAGGCUUCAGAGGCCUGGGCUAUGGCUAUGGAGGCUAUGGCUGUGGAUGUAACAGCAUCCGCAGACUGGGCUGUGGCUGUGGCUAUGGAGGCUAUGGAUAUGGUUCUGGCUAUGUAUAUGGAUGCUGCCGCCCUUCAUGCUAUGGAAGAUAUGGGUUCUCCAGCUUCUAUUGA